Camelina sativa (false flax) is the source of this 1327-nucleotide messenger RNA. The record is from RefSeq and is a predicted model, not a curated record. NCBI's taxonomy places the organism in Eukaryota, Viridiplantae, Streptophyta, Magnoliopsida, Brassicales, Brassicaceae.
GAGCUCUUGUUGCAGUGUUCUUCUUCUUCUUCUCCUUGUCAUCUCUGUUUCGAAGAUGAUGAAAUCAUCACCACCCAUGUCGAUUGAACUCAUCCUGGAGAUAAUCUCGAGAUUGCCUGGAGAUGCAGUCGCGAGGUUUCGUUGCGUGUCGAAGCAAUGUGAAUCAAUGUUUGCUACUCCGUAUUUCAAGUCCUUGUUUCUGACCAAGUCCUUGUCUAAGCCGCGGCUCUUAUUCGCCAUCGCAGACGACGGAAACCCCAAAGGCCGUGGCGAGUGGUGCUUCUUCUCGUCGCCUCAGCUUGAGGAUCCUUAUGAGAAAUCAUCCUCCUCGGCUCUUGUAUCAGCCGCCGAGUUUCACGUGAAGAAGUACUUUUCAUGUGGAUAUACCGACUCUCCAGAGGAUAUACAGAUCCAUCAUUACAGUAACAUCAAGUACUUUUCAUGUGGUUACAACUCUGGCUUGCUCUAUUUGCAUGGUUGUCGAUACCAGGGUAGACCUGUUAUCUGUAACCCCAACACUGGACGGUACGCGGUCUUACCUGAACGGUAUACUUACAGAAAAGCGUAUAGCUUCUUCGGUUUUGAUCCGAUUGAAAAAAAGUACAAGGUAUUGUACAUGGCUUAUGCAACUGGUCCUGGUGAUCAUGCCCUUCUUACAUUUGGAGCGCCUGCAGACAUGAGGUGGAGAAAGAUCGAAUGCAACACCAAAGAUCCUUGGGAUGAUGAUGCUCAUGAUGAUUAUGUGAUUGUUUGCUUUGAUUUGAAGUCUGAAAAGUUCAGCUUCAUUCACGUUGAAAGGUUUUGUCGAUUGAUCAACUUUAUGGGCAAGUUAGCUUUGAUUUACUGGGAGGAUGAUUUUGACAUUUAUGAGGCUGCUACUUCUGAUUUGGAUGUCGACAAGUAUUUGAAAAAGAAACUCGUCGCUGAUGCCAAUAAUGAGUUGCAUGUGUGGGUGUUAGAGGAUGUAGCGAAACAGGAUUGGUCGAAAUAUACCUACACCUGGAGUACCGAUAAGAUUUUCUUCCGUCGUCACGUUUACAUCGCUGGAGUGACCGCUUCGGGUGCAAUAGUGUUUUCCAUGCGCAAUUACACGUCUAAGAAACCGUUUUAUGUUUUCUACUUCAAUCCCGAGAGGAACAUUCUCCAAAGUGUUGAAAUCCAAGGUUUUGGUAAAGGGUUUAAGAAUCCUUGUAGCGUUCGCACCUUUGUGAACCACGUUGAGGAUCUUCAUGUUAACGAUUUAGAGCUACCCAAGCCAUUCCAUCCUCCACGUAGGGCUACAAAAUAUUCAGAAUCACACAAGGAAAGGAAAAGGGCAAGAAAAUAG